GCCUCCGGUUCGUUUCUAAGUUCUCUCUUCGUACUCGUCUGGCUCGAUCUGUUACAAAAUGGACAGUAUCAGAAUCAUGAUGGCCCGUGAUCUGCUAAAGUUCAAGUUCCUGGUGCUGCUCAUAUGUGCAUCCGCAUCCAUCAAUGCUGCACCUGUAUACACCAACACCAAAUGGACGGACUCACAUGCGACAUUCUACGGUGGAAAUAAUGCUCAAGGAACAAUGGGAGGCGCAUGCGGAUAUGGAAACAUGUAUUCCAGAGGUUAUGGUCUAGAGACCACGGCCUUGAGCUCAACUCUCUUCAACAAGGGUCUAACUUGUGGAGCCUGCUUUGAAAUCAAGUGCAAGGUGGCCGACACCAGAUGGUGCUAUGCAAAUGCUGGAUCUAUCAAGGUUACUGCGACAAACCUCUGCCCUGCAAAUCCCGCUAGACCCACCAACAAUGGCGGAUGGUGCAACCCGCCCAGGACUCACUUCGAUCUGUCGUACCCGAUGUUCACUCGCCUGGCCAAAGCAGUGGGAGGCAUCAUCCCCGUCCAGUUUCGAAGAGUACCAUGUGUGAAGGUUGGCGGAAUUCGUUUUGUUAUGAACGGCAAUCCGUGGUUCAACCUCGUGCUCGUUUACAAUGUGGCCGGAGCUGGAAAUGUGGUGAACAUGCAGAUGAAAGGUUCCAAAACCAACUGGUUCACGAUGAAGCAGAAUUGGGGACAGAACUGGGAACUCAAGCAGAAGCUGAAGGGACAGUCCAUAUCGUUCCGGGUGACGCUUGGCAAUGGAAAAGUGAUGAUUGCCAACAACGUGGCCCCAGCAAACUGGAACUUCCAACAAACUUUUGAAUCCGAUAACAACUUUUAGGCUUCUUCGGAAACUGCGGCCAGCUGAAUGUCUGUCAUAGCUCACAGACCAGGCGCAUCCAGCACAGAAUCUCAGCUGACUAGAAACGGCCGCUGGAAGCUCGCCAAUUUUAAUGCAGGUGAUUGCCCAGCUCGUGCUGGGCAAUCUUCGAUGGUGACUAAUGAUAAACGGGGGAGGCGUGUAGAUAUGAAGUGCGCCCACCGUUGGUCGAGCAAACUUGACUGGAUGGCUCGAAUCCAACAGGCGUCUCAAAACAGAAAAGAAAGUACUUCACCAGUAAGAUCAUCAGGCGUGUAUUCUCAUGUUUCAGAUCCUUGUACCACAAGAAUCAAGCACAUUUUGUGCAAUGUAAGAUACUUCAGCUCGAAACAGAGAGCUGGAGGUAAACGUGGAGGAGGUGAGAUCAUCGAAACCACCCGCCACGACAAUGUGAGGUAUAAAUCAUCACGAUCAAAAGAAGCAAACAGAUUUACCCUGUGGUCGUGACCCUGCAGCUGGAGUGCCACUGUGAUGCUCUUUCACGCUCAAUGUGUGGCGCAUGUUCUCCUGAAGUUCUCCACCACAAUGCAAACGAUGUAUAUGAUGUAUAUUAGGCUGAUAGCUCGAGGUGUAGGCAGAUGAAGCCCACCCGCUUGACGUUGUAACUUUGGUGUUCGAUGAAGCUACUGAUUGUGAACAAACUGUGAACUUGCAAGCUGAGAUGCAGGCAAUCUGAUGCCCAUCCGCUGAAAUGAAGUUUACAGUUAGAUCUAGAGACAGACAGUCAUAUAGUUGCUGAGUUUUGAGCAGAGUUGCCAACCGGCUCUAUAAUUAGUACAGAAUAAUGGACGUGGACGUUUUUGUUCAUGCAAGAAAUGUCUUCAUUUCUUAUCCGUGAUGCUUUCGCUGGAAAGAGUCACGUCUAUCUUUCAAAGCUAUGAUGAAGUACAGGCUUGAGGAUCUAAAUGCGAACACUGGUGUAGCAAGCAUCAUUAAUAUCGC
This is a messenger RNA of Marchantia polymorpha subsp. ruderalis, 1837 nucleotides long. The record is from the annotation of a GenBank genome assembly. Lineage: Eukaryota; Viridiplantae; Streptophyta; Marchantiopsida; Marchantiales; Marchantiaceae.